AUGACACUUAACCAACGAUUUGAAACCUUGAAAAACCAUAUUCAAGCCAUCGCUCAACUAUUGGAUGAUGAGGAAAUGGUGGAAGUUUACUUAACGAUCGUAAAAAUUACCAAAGGAGGAUCAGGUGAAAUAUUUUCUAUUCCAGGAAGGAACCGGUGCACUGAAGGACAAAUUAUCCAUGACAAUUUGAGGGUCUAUUUACAGGAUUUAAUGGUUGAGGAGCCAUCCAGUUUAACUCUCGAUUUGGAUAUACCAGGCGAGGAAUGGGAAACCCAACUAGCUUAUGUCGUAGGAUUAUUAUUGGCAGGAAACCAACGAACUCAAACCAAUGAACAAAUUUUGAAAAACUAUUUCAAAAUGGGAUUCACACGUAGGACCUAUCAACUUUUUGUGGAGCAAGGAACUUUAUAUCUCCAUACCGUUCAACAUAUUACUCCUUCUAUAUUGGAAAAUAUGCAUGAAGUAGAUUUCAUUGAAGUUCUACUGCCAAGGGCUCGCGAAUUAAGGGAGGAGGA
This is a messenger RNA of Acaulospora morrowiae, 515 nucleotides long. The record is from the annotation of a GenBank genome assembly. Lineage: Eukaryota; Fungi; Glomeromycota; Glomeromycetes; Diversisporales; Acaulosporaceae.